AUGAGGCUGCUGCUUUCAAUCCUGGGGGUCCUCACCUUGUUAUCCAUACUUCCUGUGGCCAGAAGCUUCCUGGCGAAUCAGGAGUGUUUUUCCGAGUACCGCCACUGCAGGAUGAAGUGCAAAGCCAACGAAUACGCCAUCAGGUACUGUGCGGACUGGACCAUCUGCUGUCGGGUGAAGAAGAAAGAAGCCAAGAAGAAGAUUAUGUGGUGA
Messenger RNA from Rattus rattus (black rat), 213 nucleotides. RefSeq names its product beta-defensin 43. Gene Ontology annotation, cellular component: extracellular region. The record is from RefSeq and is a predicted model, not a curated record. Lineage: Eukaryota; Metazoa; Chordata; Mammalia; Rodentia; Muridae. Gene Ontology annotation, biological process: innate immune response. The coding region runs from base 1 to 213 and encodes 70 amino acids. The transcript is spliced from 2 exons.